AUGCGGUUUUCUCUCGAUGGUACCAGCGAGAAGAAAAGCGAGGCUUUCAACGACACCAAUGGCUUGGGCGAGCAUCAGUUGAACUAUGAUCCGGACCUCGCUCAUCCAGCAGCUCCCUACACAGAUGCCGAGCGCCAUGUCCUGCCGCCGGGCAUCUCGGAAAGGAGACUGCUCACGAAAAUCGACUUGAGAGUGAUACCCGUGCUCUCCGUGCUCUAUCUUCUGGCCUUUCUCGACCGAACCAAUGUCGCCAACGCCGCCAUCUUUGGGCUUCAGAAAGAUCUGGGCUUGACUGCCACGCAGUACUCAACGGCCUUGACCAUUUUCUUCGUCCCGUAUGUCAUCUUUGAGAUUCCUUCCAACAUCAUCUUGAAGCGUCUCAGACCUCAUGUCUGGCUCUCGAUUUGUAUGUUUGGCUUUGGCCUUGUAACGGUUUGCCAAGGUCUUGUUCAGGGCUAUGGCGGUAUCAUCACCACUCGAUUUUUCCUCGGGCUCUUUGAAGCCGGCAUGUUUCCCGGAAGUUUCUAUCUGAUAGGAAUGUGGUACAAACGUGCCGAGGCUCAGAAGCGAUACACGUUUUUCUUCGCCAGUACGACCCUGGCCGGCGCCUUUGGCGGUCUCCUCGCCUCAGCCAUUGGCAAAAUGGAUGGUCUCUGUGGCUAUCUUGGAUGGAGAUGGGUGUUCAUCAUCGAAGGCUGCGUCACUUGCUUGGUCUCGUUCAUCUGGUUCUUUGUCAUUCCCGACUUUGUCGAGGAGGCCAAAUGGCUUAGUGAGCCGGAGCGACAAUUUGUCAUGCAGCGACUCCGCGAUGACCAGGGCAAAUCAGCCAUUGAGCGACGCAUCACCUUCAAGGACGUGGUGAAUUGCUUCAAGGACUAUAAGAUCAUCCUUGGCGGCUUCAUGUACUUUGGACUGAUCGUACCAGCUUAUGGCUAUGCCUACUUUGCACCAACCAUCAUCAAAUCGUACGGAUACGGAUCGAUUCAGACUCAACUACAUUCCGUUCCGCCCUGGGCGGCUGCAUUCGGGUUUUCCAUGUUAAUCGCCGCCUUGUCCGAUCGUCUACGCCACCGGUUCCUGUUUGCCAUGGUCCCCAUUUUGAUCGCCAUUGCCGGGUUUGCCAUCCUCAUGACCGUGCACCAUGACCACCAUACCGAAUACGGUGCUUUGUUCCUAGUCACUUCGGGAUGUUACUCGGCCAUGCCUAUCAUUGUAUGCUGGUUCAGUAUGAAUCUAGGUGGGCAUCAUAGAAGAUCCGUGGGCACCGCGUGGCAGAUUGGCUUUGGAAAUAUUGGCGGUAUCAUUGCCAGUUACAGCUUCGAGUCCGGCGAUGCCAAAACAUUCUUCCACAAAGGUUACAGUAUCUGCAUGGGCUUCAUCUGCCUGAGCGCCGUCAGCUGCGUGCUGUACUAUGUGGCCUGCGCCACCCAAAACAGAAGUCGCGAAAAGACACCCCCCGAUGUCGGCUUGACCGAGUACGAGAAGACCGAGAUGGGCGACAUGAACCCGGAGUAUCGCUACAUGUUAUAG
Molecule: messenger RNA, 1530 nt
Organism: Exophiala dermatitidis NIH/UT8656
Lineage: Eukaryota; Fungi; Ascomycota; Eurotiomycetes; Chaetothyriales; Herpotrichiellaceae
Product: retrograde regulation protein 2
Exons: 6
Coding region: 1-1530 (509 amino acids)
Biological process (GO): transmembrane transport
Cellular component (GO): plasma membrane
Molecular function (GO): transmembrane transporter activity
Source: RefSeq, a predicted model, not a curated record